AUGUUGCAGCAAUUUUCACCUGAAACACCCCAAUGGCCAACUGUUGAAUUGAUCAUUAUCGGUAUUUUGCCUCAUGUGAUCGUUCUCGUUGGAUUGUAUCAAUUCAAUCUAGAUAAUGCAAUCGCAAACUUAACUGGUAAAGGUAUAACCAAUCGCUCGUUAGUCACAUGCAAAUUAAUCGAAUUUAUUGGUUACUAUACUCUACAUUUACCAGUUAUGUAUUUAACAAUGGCAACUGUUGAUCGUACAUUCAUUUUAUGGUCACCUGCAUACAAACGAAAAAUAGCACAAUCAAAACAAGCGUGGAAAUUAUGUAUCUUAAUAGCUGGUAUAUUUGUGAUAACAGAAUGUUUCUUACUUGCUUUAGGGUAUCGAGCAGAUGAUGUUGAACAAAUCUUUGCCAAUGAGCGUAGUGAAAUUGAAAAAAUAUUAAAUGGCAUAGCACGGAGUAUUUAUCACAGUGCUGAGCAACUGGAUGAAGUACGAAUGAUCCUUCUGAAUUUAAGAUUCAGUGCAGUAGAUGAAGAUCAUGAAAUUAGUCCUAAAGUUGAUCUCCUGGAAAUGUCCUUGUGUAACGAUCUAGACCAGUUAAAUAAGCUAGAAAUUACAAAUGUGAUGAAAAUUGAAUUUAAAAGUUUAACAUCGACAUAUUUUCCGAAUUACGUUGAAGAUGAUGAUAGAUGGAGCGAUAAUAUCCUUUGUCUUUUCAAUUUCUUUUCUCUGUUCGAUCGCAGUAAUAAGCAAAAUUGGAAUCGCUACAAGCACUUAGUAUUUCUGAAUGAUCAAGACAAAGAUUUACCCUUAGCAGAUGAGGAAGUACAUGGGUUCGACAGGCCAUAUGCAUUUUUGCUAACAAUGUUCGUAUCGAGUUCGGCACCCAGUCUUCGAACAGGAAAUCUGUCCGACGACGAUGAACAAGCUGAGCGACGGUAUAAUCAACAGGAGCCAAAGGCCCCGCUGCGAGAUAUUGAAGAUGUGGUGAAAAUUGAUCCGAGCUGGGCAGUUAUUGGAGAGUUACAACUUAACGAAACUCUCGGUCGAUUUUAG
This is a messenger RNA of Didymodactylos carnosus, 1047 nucleotides long. The record is from the annotation of a GenBank genome assembly. Lineage: Eukaryota; Metazoa; Rotifera; Eurotatoria; Philodinida; Philodinidae.